AUGAAAUUCACCUCUUUUCUCCUCAGCGCAGUGGCUGUGGUCGCCGCACCUCUAUCACGGACCACCGACGUACGCCUUAUCACUUACAACAUCCGCCUUGCACCAAACAAACCCCAGCGCGGCGAAGAGCUCUGGCACGUCCGUCGCCCACGCCUCUCCUCCCAAAUCAACUACGAAACCUCCGGGAGGCCAGAAUCUCUUGUUUGCAUGCAAGAAGCGACGUAUCCUCAAAUUCAAGACCUUCAACAAGACCUGGGCGAUCAGUGGAACUAUUAUGGCCUAGGACGCAAGGGCGGCCAUGGGGGAGAGUUUUCCCCCAUUUUUUAUCGCCCUUCCGUCUGGAAUAUCGAGGAGAAAAGGACCUACUGGCUCAGCCCGACUCCUGACAAAGUUGGUUCUCGCGGAUGGGACGCUGCUUUCCCCAGGAUUGUCACUGUUGCACGAUUCCAGCAUCUCAGUACUGGCAACCGCGUGGUUUACAUGUGCACGCAUUUCGAUCACAAGGGGAAAAAUGCUCGCGCGAACUCAGCAAACCUCAUAACCGAACUUACCAACACGUGGUCAUUACACCUGGGCGAAACCAUACCAGUCUUUCUUGGCGGCGACCUCAACUCUGCUCCCAGCGGUUCAGCUUACAAGCAUCUCGCCAGCAAAAUGAACGACGUGAAGCACCUGGUGCCUCUAGCGAAGCGAUUUGGACAUUCGUCCUACACCUACACGGGGUUUACUGUAAACCCGCAAGACGAUAUGGAUCUCGAUCACAUCUUCGUCAAAGACCCGACCGGGAUUGAGUUCAAAUCCUUUGCCGUGCUCAAUUCGCUAUUUGAGGAUGGAGUGUUUAUUUCGGAUCAUCGUCCGGUUGUCGUUGACUUGCGAUUGAAUCAUGUCAGUCGCAAGCAGCGAAGGUCAGGGGAGAUAUCGGAUCAAGAAGAGUAG
Messenger RNA from Fusarium sp. VM40, 936 nucleotides. NCBI's taxonomy places the organism in Eukaryota, Fungi, Ascomycota, Sordariomycetes, Hypocreales, Nectriaceae. The record is from the annotation of a GenBank genome assembly.